Messenger RNA from Bubalus bubalis (water buffalo), 7693 nucleotides. RefSeq names its product solute carrier family 16 member 7 (gene SLC16A7). NCBI's taxonomy places the organism in Eukaryota, Metazoa, Chordata, Mammalia, Artiodactyla, Bovidae. Gene Ontology annotation, cellular component: membrane. The record is from RefSeq and is a predicted model, not a curated record. Gene Ontology annotation, molecular function: monocarboxylic acid transmembrane transporter activity. The transcript is spliced from 6 exons. Bases 318 to 1766 code for a protein of 482 amino acids. Gene Ontology annotation, biological process: monocarboxylic acid transport; transmembrane transport.
CAUCCACUAGGGUGCUCAGCCGCCGCGCCUCCCCUCCCCGCUGCCUCCUCCUCCUCCAACUCCGGCGGCGGGCGAGGACUCGUCCAGGGACAUAAAUAAAUAAAUAAUUCCAUUCACCCUUUGAUAGCGAGGCGAACAGGCGGCGGACGGACCGCUGCAGCGCCCACCCAGUGCCGGAGACCAGGUAAAAAGUUAAUCUGAAGAUGUGAUGGUCACCUGGGCAACCUUAGACACGGGAAUCUUGGAAACUAAAAGACUUUUGGACUCUGUGCUGAUAGAGCUCCCUUGUUACUUGAAUUUCAAAUAGAGAAGCAGAAAUGCCGCCACCUGGAGGCACCCCACCCCUACAUCCACCUCCUGAUGGAGGAUGGGGCUGGGUAGUGGUUGGAGCAGCUUUUAUCUCCAUUGGAUUUUCAUAUGCGUUUCCCAAAGCUGUCACAGUAUUCUUCAAAGAAAUCCAGCUCCUAUUCAACACUACCUACAGUGAAAUAGCAUGGAUAUCAUCCACGAUGCUGGCUGUUAUGUAUGCAGGAGGUCCUAUAAGUAGCGUUUUGGUGAAUAAAUAUGGUAGCCGGCCAGUGGUGAUGGUAGGAGGUUUGUUAUGCUGUUUGGGUAUGGUCUCGGCCUCUUAUAGUACCAACGUAGUAGAGCUUUACUUCACAAUGGGAUUAAUUUGCGGUUUAGGUCUAGCCUUCAACCUGCAGCCUGCCUUAACAAUCAUUGGCAAAUACUUCUAUAAGAAACGACCUGUAGCGAAUGGCCUUGCAAUGGCAGGAAGUCCUGUUUUCUUAAGUACUUUGGCUCCUUUCAAUCAGUACCUCUUUAAUACUUAUGGCUGGAAGGGAAGCUUCAUGAUUUUGGGAGGUUUACUAUUGAACUGCUGUGUGGCUGGGUCCCUUAUGAGACCUGUUGAACCCAAAGCAAGUACUGAGUCUAAAAAUAAGGUUGGCGUAAGAGAAACUGAUUGCAGUAUGAAGAAAAGACAAAAAAAGUUAUCAGUAUGGGAAGAAAUUAAUAAAUAUUUAGAUUUCUCCCUUUUUAAGCAUAGAGGAUUUCUGAUAUACUUAUCUGGAAAUGUCAUUAUGUUUCUGGGAUUCUUCGCCCCUGUUAUAUUCUUGGCUCCAUAUGCUAAAGACAAAGGAAUUGAUGAGUAUUCUGCAGCUUUCUUGCUCUCUGUUAUGGCUUUUGUUGAUAUGUUUGCCAGACCUUCUGUAGGACUUAUUGCCAAUUCCAAAUUAAUCCGACCCCGAAUUCAGUACUUCUUCAGUUUCGCAGUGAUGUUCACUGGAAUCUGUCAUCUCUUAUGUGCGUUGGCUGAGGACUACACAAGCCUGGUGGUGUAUGCUGUAUUUUUUGGUCUUGGAUUUGGCAGUGUUAGCAGUGUCCUCUUUGAAACUCUCAUGGACCUUGUUGGUGCUCAAAGAUUUUCCAGUGCUGUGGGACUCGUCACAGUUGUGGAGUGUUGUCCUGUCCUCCUUGGUCCUCCUCUUGCUGGUAAAUUGGUGGAUGAAACUGGACAAUAUAAAUACAUGUAUUUGGCCUGUGGAGCUAUUGUGGUCCUAGCCAGCGUGUGGCUGCUCAUCGGUAAUGCUGCCAACUACAGAUUGCUUGCAAGGGAAAAGAAGAAGAGUAUACAUACCAAGGAAUCUCAAGAAACUGAACCCUUGAAGACAUCUCAAAGUCCCAGUGUUAAUAUCAAAAGUGGCAAAAAUGAAGAGUGGAAAGGAACAGAGGUUAAUUCCUCAGAAAGAGAAACGAAUAUUUAACAAGAAUCAUAUCUCAGAUUUCAGUGUUCAUAACUUUCUUAGGAGUAUUUUUUUUUCAACAUAUUGGAAGAUUUUUAGUUGAAAUGAAGAGUCAUAGUUAAGGAUGGAGAUUAGAUUUUCCUUAAUGGCAAAUUUUAAAUGUUUAUCUUUAAAAACUUAUUUGGGUAGUUAAAUUUUGAGAUUAAGCAUAUAAAGAAUUCAUGCAUUGGGUUUAUGUCCAUACAUGAAUCUGGUUGUGGUGGUUAAAUGAUUUUAAAGUCUUCCAGUGACUUCUAGUCUUGGUUACAGAGAUCUGAGUUCCAAAAUGCUGGUUUAAGUAGUUAGAAAGAGUAUGUUAAAUCCUAUAAGAAUGCGCUCUCCACAUUUCAUUUUUUAUUCAAUAUUAAAAUGUGAAAUGGAAUUGAAGGAAAUUAAUUUUUUUUCCUAAACAUCCUCACACACACCGACUUUCAUACACUUAAGAAUGAGUAGACAAGGUAUCUGGAGAAAAAAGACAAGUUUAAAAAGAAUAUUAUCACUGUAUAUAUAUUUUUAAAUCCAUGGAGGAAAAAAUGGGUUAUAUCUGCUUAGUACCUUAUAAUGUGGAUGUUGGAGAUAAGAACAUGGGUGAAAAUGAGGGUGCUCUUAAUUUGAAAAUGUAAUUAACUGCUGUAAAACAAAAGCAAUUGCAUAUAUGAAAUAAAUUUGAAAAAAAGUAAAAACUCUAUUUUUUAAAUAAUUAUUUCUGAGCCCUGUCCAAUUUGAUCCAUGCAUGCACAUGAUUUCUUUGAGGGGGGCCAUCAGUACCUGGUGCUAGUGAAUAGAACCUUCAAACAAUCAGAAUUUACUAAUAAGUAUAUCAGAUUAAAAACGUAAAUGACUCCUAGCAAUGAGCUAUCAAAUCUUUUGAUUUGAAAAUCCAUAAAGUAAUAAAUAGAAACUUCUUUUAACCAAACUUAGUUCAGAAUAGCUGUCUUACUAAGACACCAAAGUGGAAUCAACUGAAUUCUUGGUUGACAGACUGACAGGCAGAAAUUUCAUUUUUCCCAACACAUAGUGGUGAUAAGAGGGUUACUAUUAUGAUUAUUCCAUCUGAAUAAAGCUAAGAGUGGAAGGUACUUACAGUGAGUCCUCCAAGCUCUCUCAUUUCCCUCCAUUCACCAACAUGCAAAAGCAAAAAACAGAAAUCCAAACAGGCUUUUCACUCAGCCACUGAAAAUGUCUCCUACUAUAGGAAAGGAAGCACUAGAAAUCCCACCCUCUACUAACCAGACUUCCUGCUGCCUGUAAACAUAACUACAUCAGGACACUUAAAAAAGGCUUCUAGACCUGGAGGUUGUGUAUGACUUUAUAUACACUUUUGAAGUGGAGAUUUAGUUUAUAACUUGAUAGAAAGAAGCUUGCAAUAUGGGAACCCAGGUUAAUUUAGCAGUUUCUCAUUUUCAUAACCAUGUGAAAAAUCUGGGACUGAAUUGCUCUUGAAUAUAGAGGCAUAUGAUAGAUUUGUGAGUUCAGAACUAAUAAAUACUAUUUUGAGUGAUAAAGUACUUUUAAACAAGAAAUGAUGUAUGCAUUAGGUAUAAAGGUAUAAACAUUCACCUUUAUAAAUCUGAAGUUUAAAUUAAGAUCAUGAUUAAUAAAAAACAUUUAGCCUUUGAGUAUUGAAUGUCAUUCUUAAGAUGUCAAAAGGAUUUUGUCAUUCUUUCUUCUUAGCAUUGCAGUAGAGGCAGAUGAAUAAGGAAAUAAGUAUUCUUAUUUCCUUUAAGAUUGUGCUUAGAUACCAAGCUUUUGUGAUAAUUAACACUAGGGAUUUGAUUUGUAAACUUUAGGUACUGUUUGAGCAUGUAGCUUGUGUUUAUCAAGCUGUAUACAAUUCCAUAUUUCAUUUCACAUGCACUUUUCUGCAUGGAAAGAGGUAUUUGUAUUUUUAAAAUAUUAACUGAAACAAUAUGUGCCAAUACCAUAGGUAAAUAAAUCAGGAAAAUUGUGACAGUAUAUAGUUGUUUUUAAUUUAGCUUCAUUCAAUCUUGAAUCUUAAAUGAGCUGUUUCAUAUUAUUAGUAUGUUUGUAUUCAACUCUGACUAGUCAUAAGAAAUGUGACAUCAUAAAUUUUUGUAGUAGCUUUCCAAUCUUAAACGUUUCCAAAAAUGUCUUGAAUUCUCUGAAGAUGCAUAUUUAAAUUAAUACAGAUAAUAGAUCCUUGGGGCAAGUAAUGAUCAUGGGGUUUUAAAGGGCUAAUUUAUCACCUACCAGUGGGUGUAUUCCAGUGGUUUUCUCCGUGGAAGGAGGUUUAUUUACUUGCUGAUGAGGUUCUUGUCAAGACCAAACCAAUUUUUAUUUGUUCUAUUGCACUUUGAUCAUCUUCUUUAAUUUUAUUUCUAACAUUGAUUGAUUACAUUAAAUUGUUAAAAAAAAAAAAAAGAAAGGAAAUUGAAAUUGCACAUUCAAAGCACAUAAUGUGAAUACAGUCAUGCCUGCCAGUCAUACUGCACAAAGUUACAAGUAUGCAUGCAGCUUAAUUCUCAUCCAUAAAUGUUGAAAAUUAGAACAUACUUGAACAGUGAUAUAAACACACUCAGAAUCAGAAUUGUUCCAAGAUAAAAUAAAUGUUUCAAGUUGUUUACUCUCUCAAAUCAGUUAAACUUGUUAGAAUAUUUGCUGCUUGAACAGAACCUUUCAGAAACAGAGAAGAGAAUACCAACCUGGAACACUUAUUAUUAUAAAGCUGCCUAAAUGGAGUGAGAAAUAUAGUUGGCUUCUGUGUCUGCAGCAAUGAGUGAUUAGUGCAGAACACACUUCUUCCCCGAGGGAAUGACAGGUUUUAGAUAUUCAAGCUAUCACAAAACAAAGUCAGAAACCAUUAAAAUCCCUUUUAGUCCAUUUUCCUAUGAUGGAAUUGUGCAGAAAGAAGGUUAUCAUAAAUCUGGGUACCAAAAUAAUUCAUGAUCACUGGUUAGAUUAAGACACCCAGUAUUACUCACUCUAAUCUUAAAUAUGUCUUCAUUAAUUUGUGAAUGGAAUACAGAGUAUAGACAACUCUUGACACAUGCCCAACCUCUUUUCUGACUCUUUUUGGACCCAAUAAACACAUAUUUAAGAGACAGUGGGUCAGGCUCGAGUGUGCUUCACAUUGGAAGACAUGAUAUUUUCUCAGUGUGAAUUGACUUGGCUCAUAAAUUUCACUUCGUUAGUAUUAAUAUGUUAGUUGCUCAGUCAAGUUGGACUCUGUGACCCCAUGGACUAUAACCCGUUAGGCUACUGUGUCCAUGGAAUUUUCCAGGGAAGAAUACUGGAGUGGGUAGCCAUUCUCUUCUCCAGGGGAUCUUCCUGACCCAGGGAUUAAACCCAGGUGUCUGCAUUGCAGGCAUAUUCCUUACCACUGAGCCACCAGGGAAGUGUUAAUACCAAAUUGUAACCACCUUAUUUCAUGGAGUCUCCCCUAGACACUAGAAAAUACAUAAAGUAAUUUGAUUUUAUAUAUUUGAAUGUGCACUUUAAAAAUUUAGGUAUUUUUACUCAUCCAUCUCUGGCUGUACAUGAUAGUUUAGGAUAUAGGGGGAAAAAAGACCAUAAUAUGUAUGAUAUAAAUGUAAGUUUUUACAUUGAUGUUAUAAAAUAUAGAGAGUUACUUAAACAGUUAACUGAAACUUAUUUUCUAUCCAAAAAUACCUCUUAAAAACACCCUCACAUGGACAGUAUUGCAAGCUCUUGCUAUAAAUAAUCAUGAUAAUUUAGGUUCAAAUUAAUAGGGGAAAAGAAUGUAAAGUGGAAAGAGAACAGAUAUUUAUAUUUCCUGCAUUAUUCCUGUUAAAACCUUUUAGUAUUUAAAUCAAACCAUAGAUAUUGUCCUGAUAUAAUAGAUGAGUGAAACAAAAUAAAAAGAGACAUACCAAGAAGCUCAACAAAUUACCUAAAGUUAAAAAGUAGUAUGUGACAGAACCAGAACUAAAACUCAGGUUUACAUAAAAGCAGAAAGAGUCCCUAGGGUGUUCACUGCCAUACUGCCUGCCCAUAGUAGCUAUAGAUACAAACAAGUAGAUAAAUAUAGAUACAAAAAGAUUAAAUACUAUAUGGUAAACCAGUGAGACUCUGCUGAAAUUUGUGUUAUGAUUUAAUUAGUGUUUAUGAAAGACUGCAUUUGCCAUAACCUGAAUAUAUGAUUUCAAGUUGCCUACUUUUCUAGCUAAUGCAAAGUAUCCCAAAUAAUGAUAAUGAUUAUAUAAUAGCCAUAAUUGCUUCAAUAUGACUUUUUUUGGAAAAAAUAAUGAAACAUUUAUAGUACUCAGGUAUAAUAUAUUUUCCCUGAGGUUGGGUUUGGAAUAAAAAUGUUAUUUUCUUUAUGGAUAAGUAAUUCCCAUAUUAGUUGAUACUUAUUAUGACUCAAAAAUAAAAGUACUUACUGUGAAACAUUAUGUUCAGAAUUAUAAAUGAUUCUUAAAAGUGAUUCUCACUUAUAAGAUUAUCUUAGGGGUGAAAGUCUCUCAGUUGUGUCAGACUCUUUGCAACCCCAUGGGCUGCAGCCCACCAGGCUCCUCUGUCCGUGGAAUUCUCCAGGCCAGAAUACUGGAGUGGGUAACCAUUCCCUUCUCUAGGAUAUUUUCCCAACCCAGGAACCCAGGUCUCCAGCAUUGCAGGUGGAUUCUUUACCAUCUGAGACACCAGGAAAGUCCAAGAUUAUCCUAAGCCAACAAAAAUUUGUAAAAAGCUUCUGAGAUACAUAGAUUUGAUUCAUCUACACAGAAUUAUAUUUAUUUACACCACUUAAUACAACUGUCCCUACACCGUAACUAAUUUGUCAAGUUUUCCUGAACAUCUAUAUUGUUAUUCUCCUUUCUGUCCCAUUCUUCUAAAGACAGAACAAAUGCCAUUACUUUUGUCUUCUCCUUCUAAACCUUUGGCAUCCUUAGAAUAUUCUCUUUAGCUCUGUUACAGAUUGUCAUUUAGUUGCUAAAUUGCUGACUCUUAGUGCACAUGUUGCACUUCUAAUGUCUUAGAUCUUUCACAGUCACUCAUGCUACAUGUGGUCUUACUUGGUUUGCAGGAAUGACUGUAUUCCUGAAGUCAACAGUGAUACUUGUGGCUAAAACCAGUCAUCUUCACCAAUAAGGGAACUCAUGUGAGUGUAGUCUUCAGGUUUCCUGGAUGAGGAAUAUAUUUUGUUGUUAUGAAACUUCCUUAUACAUGAUAAAUAGAUCAUUAAACAUCACUUUUAAGAAUCUAGAAAAAUAGAUCAUCCUGUCCUUGACAUUUACUAUUCUGGAUACUUUCUUAAAGUGCCUGAAAUUUUGAGAAACAAAACUUACCAUCACAACAUAGCAUCAAUAUAUGUCACCCUGUAGGCUCAUGGGUACCUCAUCACAACUAGAUUCUCGCCAUGACAAUUCACAAUGCCAAAGAGCAUCAAAAUCAUUGAGAUAAAAAUUGAAAUGAUAAUAUAUUCAUUUUGCUUCAUUUUAGGUUUUGAUUUCUACAUAUUUCUCAAGUGCAUGAUCUCAUGUUUGAGAAAUGCACUUAAAACCUGAAAAGCUCAAUUAUUAGUAAUUAAUUAUAGUGCAUAUAUAAUCAAAAUCAUAACUAUCUUUAUUGAUGAUUUUUUAAAAUGAAUAAUUUUCUGAGUUCACAUCCUUCUUCAUAGUUUUGAUUUUCUCUUCAUUGUUAUCAAAUUGUACAGUUUAGGUCUGAAUGCUUCAUGAGGUCCUAUGAUCUUGUCUGUCUUAGUCUUACGCUUUGCCUUCAUUCUAUCUCACAUAUGUGCAGUUCAUGAAAGAAUUCUUACAGCCAUGGGAAUCACAAUUUUAGGUCUCUACCUUAAGAGGAAAAGGAGUAUUGCAAAAAUAAUUCUUUAGUGGAACAUAUGAAAAAAUUUUUAGACCAAAUAUUUCUCCCAACCCCGUUCUGUGUAUCUUCCUCCCUUUUUUUCCUAUGAUUAUUUUUUUAAAUAAUUUUUU